This is a messenger RNA of Verticillium nonalfalfae, 2886 nucleotides long. RefSeq names its product isoleucine-tRNA ligase (gene ISM1). The transcript is spliced from 2 exons. Gene Ontology annotation, molecular function: ATP binding; tRNA binding; aminoacyl-tRNA deacylase activity. Gene Ontology annotation, cellular component: cytosol. Gene Ontology annotation, biological process: isoleucyl-tRNA aminoacylation. The coding region runs from base 1 to 2886 and encodes 961 amino acids. The record is from RefSeq and is a predicted model, not a curated record. Lineage: Eukaryota; Fungi; Ascomycota; Sordariomycetes; Glomerellales; Plectosphaerellaceae.
AUGGACAUCAACCCUGAGGUUGCCCAAGUCCACCUUGCCUUCCGCGCCGAAUACCUGCGACGAUGCACCGAUGACCUCUACAAGUGGCAGGCGGCCCAUCGCACCGGUGACAAGCUCGUCUUGCACGACGGCCCCCCCUACGCCAAUGGCGGCCUCCACGUCGGCCACGGCCUCAACAAGGUCCUCAAGGACAUGAUCCUGCGCGUCCAGGUCCAGGAGGGCCGCCCCGUCGAAUACCGCCCGGGCUGGGACUGCCACGGCCUGCCCAUCGAGCUCAAGGCCCUCAGCGAUGCCCAGGGCAAGGGCAUGACCGCCGUCGAGAUCCGCACCGCCGCCCGCGCCCUCGCCGCCAAGACGGUGCGCGAGCAGAUGGACGGCUUCCGCUCCUUCGGCGUUAUGGCCGACUGGGACGCACGCUGGACGACCAUGGACCCCGACUACGAGAUCAGGCAGCUGCGCCUGUUCCAGCAGAUGGUGCGCGACGGCCUCAUCUACCGCAAGCACAAGCCCGUCUACUGGUCGCCCUCGUCGCGAACCGCCCUCGCCGAGGCCGAGCUCGAGUACAACGAGAACCACGUGUCGACAGCGGCCUACGUCCGAUUCCCCAUCAUCGCCGCUGACGCCGUCAUGGACGAGCUCCGGCGCGCGCGCGCAGGCUUCGAGGGCGGACACCUGUACGCCAUCAUCUGGACGACGACCCCCUGGACCCUGCCCGCCAACAGGGCCAUGGCCGUGCACGACGAGCUCGACUACGACGUCGUCGCCAUCCGCGGCGACGCCUACAUCGUGGCCCAGGCCCGAAGCGAAAUCCUCGACACCCUCUUUCCCGACACCCGCCGCGAGAUCCUGUGGUCGACCAAGGGCGCCAACCUGAAGCAGCUGCGGUACGCCAACAGGCUGCGGGGCAGGGCGGCCGCCUCGCAACCCGUUAUCCACGCCGACUUUGUGUCGGCCGACUCGGGCUCGGGUCUCGUGCACUGCGCCCCCGGCCACGGUUUCGAUGACUACGCCGUCUGCUCUGGCCUGGGCAUCGACGCCGCAGCCCCCAUCGACGACGAGGGCCACUUCACGAGGGACGCCUUCCCCGACGCCCCGGAACGCCUCACCGAGGCCUCUCCGAUCCUCAAGGGCGGCAGCAAGGCCGUGCUGAAGCUCCUCGAGGAGCACGCCGACGUGCUGCACGUCGAGAAGUACAAGCACAAGUACCCUUACGACUGGCGUACCAAGCAGCCCGUCGUCAUCCGCGCCACGCAGCAGUGGUUCGCCGAUGUCGACAGCAUCAAGGACAGCACGCUCGCCGCCCUCCGAGACGUCAAGUUUGUGCCCGACGCCGGCCGCAAGAGGCUCGAGAGCUUCGUCGUCGGCCGGAGCGAGUGGUGCAUCUCGCGCCAGCGCGCCUGGGGCGUCCCCAUCCCCGCGCUCUACGACGCCGAGGGACGUGCCGUCGUCACCGACGAAUCGGUCGACCACAUCAUCUCGGUCAUCCGCGCGCGCGGCAUCGACGCCUGGUUCGCCGACGCACCAGAGGAGCCCGCCUGGAUUGCGCCCUCCCUGCCCCGCGGCAACACCACCUACCGCCGCGGCACCGACACGAUGGAUGUCUGGUUCGACAGCGGCAGCAGCUGGACGCAGAGCGAAGGCCAGGCCGAUGUCUACCUCGAAGGCUCCGACCAGCACCGCGGCUGGUUCCAGUCGAGCCUCCUCACCUACGUCGCCGCGCAGAGGCAGAAGGCCUCUGCCGCGCCGUCGGUCUCGCGCGCGCCCUUCAAGACGCUCGUCACCCACGGCUUCACCCUCGACGCCAAGGGCAAGAAGAUGUCCAAGUCCCUGGGCAAUAUCAUCUCGCCGGCCCAGGUCAUGGACGGCACCCUCCUGCCGCCGCUCAAGCUCCGCGGCGAGGCGAAGAAGGCGGCCAAGGGUCCCGUGUACGACGCCCUGGGCCCCGACGCCCUCCGCCUGUGGGCCGCCUCGUCCGAGUUCACCAAGGACGUGGCCAUCGGCGCGACGACGCUCCAGUCGAUCCACUCGGUUCUCAUCCGCUACCGCACCAUCCUGCGCAUGCUCCUCGGUUCCAUGCACCCCGCGGCCCGCACCGCGCCGCUGACCGCCGCCGACAGCAUCGCGCUCGUGCAGCUCGAGGACGUGACGGCCGACGUGCGCGCCGCCUUUGCCGCCCACGAGUUCUACAGGGCCUUUGCCGCCGUCAACCGCUGGGUCGCCAACGACCUGUCGGCCUUCUACCUCGAGGCGUCCAAGGACAGGCUCUACUGCGGCGACGGCGGCGGCGUCAUCGAGCCCGUCUUCCACGGCUUCCUGCGCAUGCUCGCCCCCAUGGCGCCUCUCCUGGUCGAGGAGGCCUGGGCGCACCGGCCCGCGUGGAUGCAGCGGGACGCCUCGCUCACGCACCCGCUCCACGCCCUCGCGUCGACGCCCCUCUUCGACCCCGCCCGCCUCACCCACGACCCGGCCGCCCUCCGCGCCGACCUCCCCCUCCUCCUGUCUGUGCACGCCGCCGUCAAGGCUGCCCUCGAGCGCGCGCGCCUCGCCAAGAGGCUCGGCUCCAGCCUGCAGUCCGCCGUCGUCGUCUCCGUGCCCGCCGCGCCCUCUGCCGCCGUCCUGGCGCGGUACGCCGCCGACCUCGACGCCCUCUUCGUCGUGUCGUCUGUCGAGGUGCGGGUCGGCGCCGCGCCGCCCGAGGUGCCCUUUGCGCAAGAGUUCGAGGCCGACGCUGGCACCAAGGGCGUUGUCAGUGUGCUGCCGCCCACGGGGUGCAAGUGCUCGCGGUGCUGGCGCUACGUCGCCGAGGCGGAGGACAGUCUCUGCGGAAGGUGCGAGGAGGCCGUCGAGGCGCUGGAGGCGCUGGAGGCCGUGGAGGGCCAGACGUGA